ACUAUGGAUGAACGAAGAAUAGCGGAUUAUUUUAUAAUUGCUGGGCUGCCUGAGGAUCCUGAGCCCUUGGACGAUACUACUUUGUCAGAGGGUGGAAAUUUAAAAGCCAGCCACGGGCAACCCCCCAUAACGGAUAUAAAUGUGAUAUUUCCUAGUUUAGGAGAAACAAAGCCCAAUGGGUGGGAGCUUAUUAAAAAGACACCAACUGGGCUAGUUGCUGACUUGAAUCAUGGCAGCUUAAGAUCUAUUGAAUGUUUCCUUUGCAUACGCCGAGGAAGAGACAAGCCACCCUUGGUCGAUAUAGGGGUCAUGUAUGAAGGCAAAGAACAACUGAUGGAUGAUGCUGAAGUUAUAAAAGAAACAAUGGGUGGCAAUGUUGCAAAUGUUAAUAACUCCACCUCAGAGACAUUUUUAACAUAUAGAAGGGGACAGCCUUCAAUGCCUUGCAAUGCCUUGGUUGUUACAGAUAUAUGUGUCAUCAUCGCUAGCAAAGGAGAAUCACCUCCACACGCUUUUUGCUGCAUCAGCAAGAACUUAAACAAGGGAAUCGUGGGCAGUGAUGUUUUCUUAUGUUACAAAAAGUCUAUGAACAGGGCCAGGCUAUUGACUUACAAACCAGAGGUUUUAGGAAGAUACCCAAUGGCGGAUGUACCCGACUUUCCGUUCCCUAACUCCGUGCCUUUAUUUUGCCUCCCCAUGGGGGCGACCCUCGAGAUGUGGCCUGGCGAGGCUUCACAACCGAAGCCCGUGUUUAGCUGUUUUGUACUGACUGUAUCCGACGCCAAGCAUAAGGUCUAUGGCUCCGCUGUAACGUUUUAUGAAAAGUACCCUGUUGAGAACCUAACUGAGGAUCAAAAAGAACUUUUGGGCUUCGAUGAGGACGAAAACGCUCAACAAAUCCGCGUGAACAAAAGCAUAUGCCUGUUGUCGCAUUGGCCCUUCUCUGACGACUUUCAGACGUGGCUGCUGUACCUCUGCCAAGUGGUGACCAGCGGCCAUCCUCAAGUGAUACCGGUGGAAAGGUACAUCGUUCAGCUGUUGGACGAGGUGCCGUUUCCGUUGCCACAUACCUUGCUGCAACUAUCCACUGAGAAUCCCGACUCGAGGGUGAUAUUCAUGCAGCCCGAGGACCUGCCCCUUCCCAGAAGCGCGGCCAGUUUCAAGCAGCUGUUGGUCAAUUUGGGGGCAGACAAUUGCUUGCAGGUGUUGCUAUUGGCCUUGACAGAACAAAAAAUUCUCAUUCACUCGCUCAGACCCGACACCUUAACAGCUGUCGCGGAAGCGGUCAGCUCACUGCUCUUCCCGUUCAAGUGGCAGUGCCCGUAUAUACCACUCUGUCCGUUGGGUUUGGUGGAGGUCCUGCACGCGCCGCUGCCGUUCCUCAUUGGGGUGGAUUCCAGGUUUUUCGACUUGUACGAUCCCCCGCCAGAUGUCAGCUGCAUCGACCUGGACACCAACAUUAUAACCGUCGCCGACACGCAGAGGCACCUGAACACGAAAAUUUUGCCGAAAAAGGCGGCGAAACUGCUCAAAUCCACCCUCGACUAUUUGUACUACCAAAAUCGGAACGCCGGGCCCGCACAGCCGGAGGCGGGCAACCAGGACGACAUCGAGGCGGAGUUCCAGCGGCGGCGCAAAGAGCACGCUCACGAGCUCGAAAUCCAAGAGGCCUUUCUCAAGUUCAUGGUGCAGAUACUUAAGGAGUACCGCAAUUACCUCAAACCGAUCACCAAGGCGCCGACGGUUGGCACCACCGAUCCGCAGGCCCUCUUCCAGCUCAACGAUUUCCUAAAGAGCCGCGACAAGAGCCACACGCAGUUCUUCAAGAUGCUCAUGAGGACUCAGAUGUUUAUUAGAUUCAUAGAGGAGAGGAGUUUCGUCGUUGACGGCGAUCAGGGUCUGACGUUCUUCGACGAGUGCAUGGAAAAGCUCAAUAGCAGCGACGAGUCCGACUUUAAGCUCAUUGAAUUGGAUUCGGUCCAUAGGAGCGACCGGACGCUGUUCGUUUUGCCGCCCGAACCACCCGCUCACGGCAAGCUUUACGCUUACGAGGACUUCUCCCUCAACCCGAUGUUGUUGAAUGGCAAAAUGCGUCGUCACGUGCCGUCUCUGGGUUCGACCACGGUCCCCGGUUCCCCCAUGGUGAGGAGGACCAAGCACGAGAUUAAAUCGGCUCAGAAAUUGGCCCGCAAGUAUCAACGCUCGCCGGACACGUGGGCGCGUUGCUUGUGCGGCACUUGUCACACCCUCUACUUCAUGGUACUGCCCAGCAUGCUGUCGUUGAACGCCGGCAAGGAGAAAGCGAUCCUGCAGCAGGCGUACGAGUUGUUGGUGCGGGCGACGCACCAGAGGCUCGCCUGCGACGAGGUCUGCUACCGGCUCAUGAUGCAGCUGUGCGGCGAACACAACCGCCCCCUGCUGGCGGUCAAAUUGCUCGUACUUAUGAAAAAGUACGGCAUCCAGCCGAACGCUUUGACAUACGGGUUGUACAACCGGUGCGUCCUCGAGGCCGAGUGGCCGGCGUCGUCGACGUCGAGCCAGCUGCUGUGGAAUAAACUGCGCAACGUGGUGAUCGGGGCGGCGCAUUUCAAAUGGGCCGCGAAGAGGAAGGCUUCGAGGCACCUGUCCGCGUCCACCGAAGGAGCGUCCAGCCUACUGGAUCCCGGCGACCGGACCGCGUCGAGGUCGUCGCUAGACUCGCACGAGGGCGCCACCACCGACGGCAGCCUCCUCGACCGAUUCAGACGGGUGGCGAAUAGUAUCGUCAAGGGGGGCGGUGUUCGGGCGUCAGAACUCGCGGAAAGCGACGAAACUGACGCGCGAGGGGGCGGAGACGACCACGAUAAGACGCCGACCACAAACACGUACGUGUCGCAAGAGAGCCCGUCCGAGUGUCGCAUAUUGUCGCGGUCGGAGAGCGCCGGCGACGCCAACUUGAUAGACAAACUGCAGAACACGACGAAGAAGGCGUGCUCGAGGGCGUUGCACUUCGAGCAAAACGGCGACGCGGUGGAGAACGGCAAAACUUCGCCGUCGAAGUCGUCUCCCAGGGAAUUGGUGACGGAAAACGACCCGCUGGGAGCGUUGGAACAGCCGCCCGAAGAACCUCGCCCGAUCAAAUCACCCUCGUCGCCGCAGCCCGAGACGAACCACCUAAUUACCGACGACCCCGUGUUGUUGUUCCGAUCCUCCGUCCACAGAUCCGCCACCUUCGAAGGUAGUCCCCCCGCUCAAAGCAAGUUGCCUCGCUCGGAGACUAUACCUGCAGCGACGGUGGCCUCGAGCCUGGCCAGUUUGGGGUCCAGUUUCAAGAUCAGUUUCAGCCGGUACACGUCGCAACGACUGUCGCUGCGCAGGGCUAACCUAAAGGUACCGCAGCAGCUGAUCGAGACCGCCAUCACGAAUCUAAGUCCCAGCAGCCUGGCCGGCAAAAAGUCCAACGAAAUCAUACAGGGCGGCCUUAGCACGAUAAAGUCGGCGGCCAGUUCGAUGGUGAAGAAAAUGGAGGAGAUCAAAGAGGCGAUAUCGACGUCGGCAAAUUCGACGCCGGUAAAGGUGGCGUCCUCGUUCGGCGGCGAUCGCAAAGCGUCGGGCGACGCACUGAACGAGAUAGACGCCGAGAGCAAUGACGGCAGCGACGCCGCCGGUCUCGAGCGGCACAGAAAGAUAUCCGCUGAGCUCGGCAGUUACAGGGGCAGUUGCGCCAACUUGAAAGACUACGACGAACCGUUGCCAGAGAGUUUGUAUCCGACGCCGGAAGAAGGGAGCGGCGAGAGCGCUCUCGAGCUGACACUGACCACGUGCUCGCAGUGUCACAACUGCUUCAGGCUGCUGUAUGACGAGGACAUCAUGGCGAACUGGUCAGCCGAAGACUCGAAUCUUAACACCAGGUGUCAGGCGUGCGGCAAGCCCACGGUGCCCCUGCUCACGGUGACGAUCGGCGGGCGUGACGUCAAACCAUGCGACCCGUUCAGUAUACCGUAUCUCAACCCGCUCGUGCUCAGGAAGGAGCUGGAAAAUAUACUCGCCAGGGAAGGUGACCUCAGCUUGGCUGAUGCGAAGUUCAUCGAGGAACACCCCAUCAUCUACUGGAACCUGGUCUGGGUGUUCGAGCGGAUCAACGUGCAGACCCAUUUGCCCAACUUGUAUUUGCACAAUCGACGCGACGGCGGCAACGGGGCGAAGAAAAGCAGGGAGGCGGCCGAGAAGGAAAGCGGAGACGGCGGCGGCGGCGCCAUGCGGUUGGUCGAGGAGGGAACCGACCCGUUGACGCAGGAGUUGGCGGCCCUCGCCGCUCCCCGUUCGGAGGACUCGAAGCGAAUGGCGGCCCAGGUAAAAGUGCGUUGCAUGUGGGACGAGCCCAGGUACCACGCGGAAGGUCCGCCCAUGUACGUGCUGUGGAAGCUGAGGGACAGCAAUCAAAUCAUAUCGAUGGACCGGCGCAAGAUCACGAAAUCUUUUAUGCAGCAAAUCAUCAAUUUCAUCCGCGUCAACGACCUGACGGAACCGGUGAAGAGUUUGGCGGGCGAACGCGAGACCAACAACGCGAGCGUUUCGAACUCGCUGUACCGCGACGUGUUGUUUUUGGCGUGCAAGGUGCUGGGGAGGUCCCAGAUCGACAUCAACGCCUUCGACAAGGAAUACACGACGGCUUACACGCGGUAUUGCGACAGACCCAGCCUGGAGCCGCAAGACAGGCCGAUCGGACUCGGCGCCCUCUACUGCAGGCAGUAUUUUCGCCCUCUACUGUUGCCCUAAGACGUUGCCGCCACUACAUCGGUUGAAUUUAUAUAUUUUGUCGUAAAUUACGGUUUAUCGUUGGAGGUAAUUGUUUCGUAAAAGAAUAAACUCUCGU
Molecule: messenger RNA, 4855 nt
Organism: Cylas formicarius (sweet potato weevil)
Lineage: Eukaryota; Metazoa; Arthropoda; Insecta; Coleoptera; Brentidae
Gene: Crag
Product: DENN domain-containing protein Crag
Exons: 21
Coding region: 4-4758 (1584 amino acids)
Biological process (GO): regulation of Rab protein signal transduction
Cellular component (GO): cytoplasmic vesicle
Molecular function (GO): protein binding
Source: RefSeq, a predicted model, not a curated record